UUUUUUUUUGGUUUUGCAGAUGCUGUCACAUCGCAAGCAUUUGAAGGGCCUCUGAGUGCAAUUGUUCUUCUGAUUUUAUUUCCGACCCCGUGAAGGUUGCUCCAAUUGCGCCCGGACGUACAGGGGAGAUUCCCGUAAAACAAAACACGGCAAGCCAGCAACAGUACGGGAAGACAAAAGAUGAAAUCGACACAGGUCAUGCGAUAUGCCGUUCGCCUAAACUGUGCACAGGUCAACGAAGUGGCGAGCAAGUCUACGGAUCGGUAUACCACCAGAUCAGCCGCUUUGCUCGCGGCACUUGGCAUUGGGCUGUCUUCGUUUAGUAUGAAACAAAUGCUAAGCAAACAAACUAAAAGAAAGCUGUAAAGCUGAAGAAAGAUGUAAGCUAUUUUGCCAUACUGUAAAACUUUCUUCGUUCACUCCGAUCCUGCCACGAAAGUGGUAACAAAUUUUAAGUAAUGCUGCGUACCGCUGCACUGCACGAUACGAUGGAUAUAAUAAGCAUGUAGCUGACUCAACGAUGACUACAAACUGUUCCGGUGUUACUCAACUUCAAAUUGCAAAAGCACCAUAAGCUGGCAACAAAAAAGAUACAACAUUCAAAAAGGUCAUCCUAAACUAUUGGAACUAUUUUGACGCCUCCUCAAAUGCCAAUGGCUUUGUCAAUAGGGGUCCAGCACGCCAUAAUAUUAGAGAAAAUAGGAUCAAGAUCGUUCACUUCGUUAACCUAACAUUUGCCAGUUAGUUGCGUACGGGUGAACAUUUUAAUAAUGUUUUCUACAAAAACCAUACUCAUUAAAUAGCUUUGCAAGAAACUAUACGCUCGUAAUGCUUUUGACUCGAUGGAUACUUUAUAAUUUAUAUACAGUCCUUUGGAGUGCUACUUCAUACCGUAACAUCACGGAAUGCGAUAUUACGAAUGGUUUACUCAUGCGAAAUGACGCAAGUUGAACCUAGGCAUCGUAGAUAUAAUUAUGACUCGCCAGCAAAGUUUUUGCUUCCUUUCAAACGGCAAACAAAAGAAUGGCUUAGGUAGAUAAUUCGAUUAUGGAACCAGUAAAGACUGCAAUGCAAAGAAAGGAUUUAAACGCAUAUAGAUUUACACAUAUCCAGUAAUACGCGGGAAUUGACGAUUGCCAGACCAGGAAUAAUGGAAUUCGGUAUGAUUACCCACAAAAGGAAUUCAAAUGAAUUCUUGGUAGCAAAGCUAAACCCCAAAGGUUUUGGACUACAAGUAUAAGUAUCGUGCAUGAUAGAGGGUAUUCAGUUUAACUGAAAUGCGAUGAAAACAGAAUCCUAAGAUAUGUGGCUACAUUUCACAGGUUUGAUUUUCAAACACAUUUAAGAUAGGCCGGAUUCGGUGUGAUAGCUAGAAAGAUAAAUAAACAAAUUGAUAUCUUUGCUUAAAUCUA
This is a messenger RNA of Anopheles merus, 1412 nucleotides long. RefSeq lists its product as uncharacterized. NCBI's taxonomy places the organism in Eukaryota, Metazoa, Arthropoda, Insecta, Diptera, Culicidae. The transcript has 3 exons. The record is from RefSeq and is a predicted model, not a curated record. The coding region runs from base 181 to 366 and encodes 61 amino acids.